Messenger RNA from Cherax quadricarinatus, 11991 nucleotides. The record is from RefSeq and is a predicted model, not a curated record. NCBI's taxonomy places the organism in Eukaryota, Metazoa, Arthropoda, Malacostraca, Decapoda, Parastacidae.
UAGGUAGAUUAAGAAAUACACACAAAAAAAAACAGACAAAAUGCAUUUUUGUAUGAUGCUACUAGUGAAGACUGGCAUCUUGAGGGGGGAAGUGAGUGUGCACAAGUCUCCCUCAUUACUUGUUCUGACUCCAGUUUUGAAAGUAAUGCUUGUAAACCAGUAUUUUUCCCAUAGUGCAGUGAGUGCAAUACUUGUUAUAAGAGAAACAUAGACCUUAAUGUCCAGUAAGUUUUUCCCUGCCGUAUAAGUUCUCUUCUGGGGUCACUAAUAUUUAAGUUAAUUGUUCAUAAUGGUGGUUGUGUCUGUUAUCAACAACGGUCUACAUUACUAUAAUGAGUUCCUUUAUGUCCGGCCCUUACUGACCAAGGCUUGUACAAGUGCCUUUACUGGAGCUCUGGGAGAUUUUCUGGGUCAACUUAUAACAAAACAACCCUCUAUCAAUUACUGCAGCAUAGCAAGAUAUGCAGGAUAUGGGUUCGUUGUGACAGGACCACUGGCACAUCACUUUUACAAGAUGCUGGACAAAGUGGUACCAACCACAGCAUGGGGAGCAGCCUUCAAACGCCUCUUGAUAGACAGACUCAUGUUCUCUCCUCUCCUACUCCUACUUUCCCUAUACUUACUCUCCAGACUUGAGGGAAAGAGCCACCGAACAUGUGCAAAAGAGGUUCAGCUCAAAUACUGGGCAGCACUUAAGAUGAACUGGAAAGUGUGGACUCCAGUUCAAUACAUUAACAUCAACUAUGUCCCACAACAGUACCGUUCACUCUUCGCUAAUGUGGUUGCCAUCUUUUGGAUCAUAUACUUAACCAACAAGCGAAGACAAGCUGCUACUUCUGCUAAAAAUUCAUAAGGUUCUGCAAGACCUCAACAAACCUUCAUUCAAAUGUCCUUAAAAUGGAAAUGGUUUAAAGAUAAGUUAUAUGAAAAUUAAUAAGGUAUGUUUAAUAGUCAUUUUAAAAUAGUAAACUUUAUAUAUAAAUAAUAUAUAUGAGAUAACUCCAUGGGGAAGUGGAACAGAAUUCUUCCUCCAUAAGCCAUGCAUGUAUGUCGUAAGAGGCGACUAAAAUGCCGGGAGCAAAGGGCUAGUAACCCCUUCUCCUGUAUAUGUUACUAAAUUUAAAAAGAGAAACUUUUGUUUUAGUUUUUAGGUCACCCUGCCUUGGUGGAAUAUGGCUAGUUUGUUGAAAAAAAUAUAUGAUGUAACUAUAUACAGUGGAACCUUGGUUCUCGUGAUUAAUUCAUUCCAGAAAGUUUGACGAAAACCGAAUUGUACAAAAACUGAAGCAAUAUUUCCUUUAAAAAAUAAUGUAAAUCCAAUUAAUUCGUUCCAGACACCCCAAAAUAUUAACAAAUAUACAUUUUAUGAAGAAUAACUAUAGUUUUACAUACAGAAAACAAUGAAAAAUAAAUAUAAACAACUAAUGAAAUGGAUAAAUGAACAUUUAACAUCAAUUUUACCUUUAUUGAAGACUCUUGUUAGCGUAUGGAAGACGGUGAGGAGGGAAGAGGGAGGAGGAGAGGUUAUUGUUUGGAAAGGGAAUCCCCUCCAUAAGGACUUCAGGUAUCAAGGCCCCUUCUUUGUGUUUUACUGGCACUAGGACUAGCUUGAGAGUCAUUGGACCCCUGUCGCACGAAAACUGUCCGGAGAGAUCUGUUCCUGGCGUCUCUUGAAGAUUUGCCUAUAAUGGGACAAGGCAUUGUCAUUGAACAUGUUGCAGACACGGAUUGCAACACUUUCGUAUUUUGCUACGAGUUCUUUCUUGAAUUCCAUUGUGUUUCUCGCCUUCUUUAUCAAAGGAACUCUCUUUGGCCCCAUGGUGGCUCGUUUAGCAGUUGCACUCAAUAAACAAGCAUAAAAACAAUGGAUUAUUAUGAAAUGUUUUGGAUGAAUGUGAGGGGUAAUGCCCACUCAACGAGAAGCAAAACCAGACUGAGUCGGAAUGAGUGGGAGGAUUUGCAUGGGCACGGGCAGGCGGACAGGUUUGGUAAAGCGGACCAUUGUCAACUCUACAAAAACUGAGCGGAUGUACGAAAACUGGGACAAAUUUUUCGUGAAAAAAGUCGUCGAAAACCGAAUUCUACAAAAACCAGGGCAUACGAAAACAAAGGUUCCACUAUAUUGUAUGCUAGUUUCCUGUAAAUGAAUGUAACUAUCCCUGCUUGUGAAUGUAAGGAUGCUUAACAAUUUAAGUUAAGAAUCAUGGUAGUAAACUUUUUAUGAGUUUAAGUUAAAACUUGGCGAUCUUAAAAAGUUCAAGUAACACUAUUAUGGAAGGUCUACCGGAAGUUCACGUGAGAGCAUGAUAACUUCACUGGUGCGAGCAGUCGACAUCCAGGCAAAAUGUAAUGGUACACAGCAUGUUAUAUGUCUCGUGCAGCAUGGUAUGUGUCAUGCAGCAUGGUAUGUGUCUCAUGCAGCAUGGUAUGUGUCACAUGUAGCAUGGUAUGUGUCUCAUGCAGCAUGGUAUGUGUCUCAUGCAGCAUGGUAUGUGUCUCAUGCAGCAUGGUAUGUGUCUCAUGCAGCAUGGUAUGUGUCACAUGCAGCAUGGUAUGUGUCUCAUGCAGCAUGGUAUGUGUCACAUGCAGCAUGGUAUGUGUCACAUGCAGCAUGGUAUGUGUCACAUGCAGCAGGGUAUGUGUCUCAUGAAGCAUGGUAUGUGUCUCAUGCAGCAUGGUAUGUGUCUCAUGCAGCAUGGUAUGUGUCUCAUGCAGCAUGGUAUGUGUCACAUGCAGCAUGGUAUGUGUCACAUGCAGCAUGGUAUGUGUCACAUGCAGCAUGGUAUGUGUCACAUGCAGCAGGGUAUGUGUCUCAUGAAGCAUGGUAUGUGUCUCAUGCAGCAUGGUAUGUGUCUCAUGCAGCAUGGUAUGUGUCUCAUGCAGCAUGGUAUGUGUCUCAUGCAGCAGGGUAUGUGUCUCAUGCAGCAUGGUAUGUCUCAUGCAGCAUGGAAUGUGUCUCAUGCAGCAUGGUAUGUGUCUCAUGCAGCAUGGUAUGUGUCACUUGCAGCAUGGUAUGUACCGUGCAGCAUGGUAUGUCACAUGCAACAUGAUAUGUGUCUUAUGCAGCAUGGUAUCUCGUGCAGCAUGGUAUGUGUCUCAUGCAGCAUGGUAUGUGUCACUUGCAGCAUGGUAAGUGUCUCGUGCAGCAUGGUGUGUCACAUGCAGCAUGGUAUGUGUCUUAUGCAGCAUGCUAUGUAUCACAUGAAGCAUGGUAUGUGUCUCGUGCAGCAUGGUAUGUGUCUCAUGCAGCAGGGUGUCUCGUGCAGCAUGGUAUGUGUCUCAUGCAGCAUGGUAUGUGUCUCAUGCAGCAUGGCAUGUGUCUCAUACACUAUGGUAUGUGUCUCGUGCAGGAUGAUAUGUGUCACAUGCAGCAUCGUAUGUGUCACAUGCAGCAUGGUAUGUCUAUCAUGCAGCAUGGUAUGUGUCUCAUGCAGUAUGGUAUGUGUCUCGUGCAGGAUGAUAUGUGUUACAUGCAGCAUGGUAUGUGUCACAUGCAGCAUGGUAUGUGUCUCAUGCGGCAUGGUAUGUGUUUCGUGCAGCAUGGUAUGUAUCACAUGCAGCAUGGUAUGUGUCUCGUGCAGCAUGGUAUGUAUCACAUGCAGCAUGGUAUGUGUCUCGUGCAGCAUGGUAUGUGUCUCAUGCAGCAGGGUGUCUCGUGCAGCAUGGUAUGUGUCUCAUGCAGCAUGGUAUGUGUCUCAUGCAGCAUGGCAUGUGUCUCAUACACUAUGGUAUGUGUCUCGUGCAGGAUAUGUGUCACAUGCAGCAUCGUAUGUGUCACAUGCAGCAUGGUAUGUCUAUCAUGCAGCAUGGUAUGUGUCUCAUGCAGUAUGGUAUGUGUCUCGUGCAGGAUGAUAUGUGUUACAUGCAGCAUGGUAUGUGUCACAUGCAGCAUGGUAUGUGUCACAUGCAGCAUGGAAUGUGUCACAUGCGGCAUGGUAUGUGUCGUACAGCAUGGUAUGUGUCUCAUGCAGCAUGGUAUGUGUAACAUGCAGCAUGGUGUCACAUGCAACAUGGUAUGUCUCAUGCGGCAUGGUAUGUCUCAUGCAGCAUGGUAUGUGUCUCAUGCAGCAUGGUAUGUGUCUCGUGCAGCAUGGUAUGUGUCUCGUGUCGUAUGGUAUGUGUCUCGUGCAGCAUGGCAUGUGUCACAUGCAACAUGGUAUGUGUCUCGUGCAGCAUAGUAUGUGCCACAUGCAGCAUGGUAUGUGUCGUGCAGCAUGGUAUGUAUCUCAUGCAGCAUGGUAUGUGUCACAUGCAACAUGGUGUGUCUCAUGCGGCAUGCUCUGUGUCUCAUGCAGCAUGGUAUGUGUCUCAUGCAGCAUGGUAUGUGUCUCGUGCAGCAUAGUAUGUGUCUCGUGCAGCAUGGUAUGUGUCACAUGCAACAUGGUAUGUGUCUCAUGCAGCAUAAUAUGUGUCACAUGCAGCAUGGUAUGUCUCAUGCGGCAUGGUAUGUGUCUCGUGCAGCAUGGUAUGUGUCUCGUGCAGCAUUAUAUGUGUCUCAUGCAGCAGGGUAUGUGCCACAUGCAGCAUGGUAUGUGUCACAUGCAGCAUGGUAUGUGUCACAUGCAGCAUGGUAUGUGUCUCAUGUGGCAUGGUAUGUGUCUCGUGCGGCAUGGUAUGUGCCACAUGCAGCAUGGUAUGUGUCGCAUGCAGCAUGGUAUGUGUCACAUGCAGCAUGGUAUGUGUCUCAUGUGGCAUGGUAUGUGUCUCAUGCAGCAUGGUAUGUGUCACAAGCAGCAUGAUAUGUGUCACAUGCAACAUGGUAUGUCUCAUGCGGCAUGGUAUGUGUCUCAUGCAGCAUGGUAUGUGUCUCAUGCAGCAUGGUAUGUGUCUCGUGCAGCAUAGUAUGUGUCUCGUGCAGCAUGAUAUGCGUCUCGCGUAGUAUGGUAUGUGUCUCAUGCAUGGUAUGUGUCACAUGCAACAUGGUAUGUGUCUCAUGCAGCAUAGUAUGUGUCACAUGUAGCAUGGUAUGUGUCUCAUGCAGCAUUGUGUCUCAGGCAGCAUGGUAUAUGUCUCGUGCAGCAUGGUAUGGCAUGGUAUGUGCCUCGUGCAGCAUGGUAUGUGUGUCAUGAAGCAUAGUAUGUGUCUUGUGCAGCAUGGUAUGUGUCUCAUGCAGCAUGGUAUGUGUCUCAUGCAGCAUGGUAUGUGUCUCAUGCAGCAUGGUAUGUCACAUGCAGCAUGGUAUGUGUCUCAUGCAGCAUGGUAUGGGUCACAUGCAGCAUGGUAUGUGUCUCGUGCAGCAUGGUAUGUCACAUGCAGCAUGGUAUGUGUCACAUGCAGCAUGGUAUGUGUCUCAUGCAGCAUGGUAUGUGUCUUGUGCAGCAUGGUAUAUCUCUCGUGCAGCAUGGUAUAUCUCGUGCAGCAUGGUGUCUCGUGCAGCAUGGUAUGCGUCACAUGCAGCAUGGUGUCUCAUGCAGCAUGGUAUGUGCCUCAUGGAGCAUGGUAUGUGUCUCAUGAAGCAUGGUAUGUGUCUCAUGCAGUAUGGUAUGGGUCUCGUGCAGCAUGGUAUGUGUCUCAUGCAGUACGGUAUGUGUCUCAUGCAGCAUGGUAUGUGUGUCGUGGAGCAUGGUAUGUGCUUCGUGCAGCAUGGUAUGUGUCUCAUGCAGCAUGGUAUAUGUCUUGUGUAGCAUGGUAUGUGUCUCAUGCAACAUGGUAUGUGUCUCAUGCAGUAUGGUGUGUGUCUCAUACAGCAUGUUAUGUGUCUUGUGUGGCAUGGUAUGUGUCUCAUGCAACUUGGUAUGUGUGUCAUGCAGCAUGGUAUGUGUCUUGUGUGGCAUGAUAUGUGUCUCGUGCAACAUAGUAUGUGUUAUGCAGCAUUGUAUGUGUCUCAUGCAGCAUUUUAUGUCUCAUGCAGCAUGGUAUGUGUCUCAUGCAGCACGGUAUGUGAUUCAUGCAGCAUGGUAUGUGUCUCAUGCAGCAUGGUAUGUGUCUCAUGCAGCAUAAUAUGUGUCUCAUACAGCAUGGUAUGUGCCACAUGCAGCAUGGUAUGUGUCUCAUGCAGCAUGGUAUGUGUCUCAUGCAGCAUUGUAUGUGUCACAUGCAGCAUGGUAUCUGCCUCAUUCAGCAUGGUAUGUGUCUCAUGCAGCAUAGUAUGUGUCUCAUGCAGCAUGGUAUGUGUCACAAGCAGUAUGGUAUGUGUCUCAUGCAGCAUUGUAUGUGUCUCAUGCAAUAUGGUACGUGUCUCAUGCAGCAUGGUAUGUGUCUCAUGCAGCAUGGUAUGCGUCUCAUGCAGCAUGGUAUGUGUCUCAUGCAGCAUGGUAUGUCUCAUUCAGCAUGGUAUGUGUCUCAUGCAGCAUGGUAUGUGUCUCAUGCAGCAUGGUAUGUCUCAUGCAGCAUGGUAUGUGUCUCAUGCAGCAUGGUAUGUGUCUCAUGCAGCAUGGUAUGUGUCUCAUGCAGCAUGGUAUAUGUCUCAUGCAGCAUGGUAUGUGUCUCAUGCAGCAUGGUAUGUGUCUCAUGCAGCAUGGUAUGUGUCUCAUGCAGCAUAGUAUGUGUCUCAUGCAGCAUGGUAUGCGUCUCAUGCAGCAUGGUAUGUAUCUCAUGCAGCAUAGUAUGUGUCACAUGCAGCAUGGUGUCUCAUGCAGCAUGGUAUGCGUCUCAUGCAGCAUGGUAUGUGUCUCAUGCAGCAUAGUGUGUGUCACAUGCAGCAUGGUGUCUCAUGCAGCAUGGUAUGUGUCUCGUGCAGCAUGGUAUGUGUCUCGUGUAGUAUGGUAUGUGUCUCGUGCAGCAUGACAUGUGUCACAUGCAACAUGGUAUGUGUCUCGUGCAGCAUAGUAUGUGCCACAUGCAGCAUGGUAUGUGUCGUGCAGCAUGGUAUGUGUCUCAUGCAGCAUGGUAUGUGUCACAUGCAACAUGGUGUGUCUCAUGCGGCAUGCUCUGUGUCUCAUGCAGCAUGGUAUGUGUCUCAUGCAGCAUGGUAUGUGUCUCGUGCAGCAUAGUAUGUGUCUCGUGCAGCAUGGUAUGUGUCACAUGCAACAUGGUAUGUGUCUCAUGCAGCAUAAUAUGUGUCACAUGCAGCAUGGUAUGUCUCAUGCGGCAUGGUAUGUGUCUCGUGCAGCAUGGUAUGUGUCACAUGCAGCAUGGUAUGUGUCUCGUGCAGCAUUAUAUGUGUCUCAUGCAGCAGGGUAUGUGCCACAUGCAGCAUGGUAUGUGUCACAUGCAGCAUGGUAUGUGUCACAUGCAGCAUGGUAUGUGUCUCAUGUGGCAUGGUAUGUGUCUCGUGCGGCAUGGUAUGUGCCACAUGCAGCAUGGUAUGUGUCGCAUGCAGCAUGGUAUGUGUCACAUGCAGCAUGGUAUGUGUCUCAUGUGUCAUGGUAUGUGUCUCAUGCAGCAUGGUAUGUGUCACAAGCAGCAUGAUAUGUGUCACAUGCAACAUGGUAUGUCUCAUGCGGCAUGGUAUGUGUUUCAUGCAGCAUGGUAUGUGUCUCAUGCAGCAUGGUAUGUGUCUCGUGCAGCAUAGUAUGUGUCUCGUGCAGCAUGAUAUGCGUCUCGUGUAGUAUGGUAUGUGUCUCAUGCAUGGUAUGUGUCACAUGCAACAUGGUAUGUGUCUCAUGCAGCAUAGUAUGUGUCACAUGUAGCAUGGUAUGUGUCUCAUGCAGCAUUGUGUCUCAGGCAGCAUGGUAUAUGUCUCGUGCAGCAUGGUAUGUGCCUCGUGCAGCAUGGUAUGUGUGUCAUGAAGCAUAGUAUGUGUCUUGUGCAGCAUGGUAUGUGUCUCAUGCAGCAUGGUAUGUGUCUCAUGCAGCAUGGUAUGUGUCUCAUGCAGCAUGGUAUGGGUCACAUGCAGCAUGGUAUGUGUCUCGUGCAGCAUGGUAUGUCACAUGCAGCAUGGUAUGUGUCACAUGCAGCAUGGUAUGUGUCUCAUGCAGCAUGGUAUGUGUCUUGUGCAGCAUGGUAUGUCUCUCGUGCAGCAUGGUAUGUGUCUCGUGCAGCAUGGUGUCUCGUGCUGCAUGGUAUGUGUCACAUGCAGCAUGGUGUCUCAUGCAGCAUGGUAUGUGCCUCAUGGAGCAUGGUAUGUGUCUCAUGAAGCAUGGUAUGUGUCUCAUGCAGUAUGGUAUGGGUCUCGUGCAGCAUGGUAUGUGUCUCAUGCAGUACGGUAUGUGUCUCAUGCAGCAUGGUAUGUGUCUCGUGGAGCAUGGUAUGUGCUUCGUGCAGCAUGGUAUGUGUCUCAUGCAGCAUGGUAUAUGUCUUGUGUGGCAUGGUAUGUGUCUCAUGCAACAUGGUAUGUGUCUCAUGCAGUAUGGUGUGUGUCUCAUACAGCAUGUUAUGUGUCUUGUGUGGCAUGGUAUGUGUCUCAUGCAACUUGGUAUGUGUGUCAUGCAGCAUGGUAUGUGUCUUGUGUGGCAUGAUAUGUGUCUCGUGCAACAUAGUAUGUGUCAUGCAGCAUUGUAUGUGUCUCAUGCAGCAUUUUAUGUCUCAUGCAGCAUGGUAUGUGUCUCAUGCAGCACGGUAUGUGAUUCAUGCAGCAUGGUAUGUGUCUCAUGCAGCACGGUAUGUGUCUCAUGCAGCAUGGUAUGUGUCUCAUACAGCAUGGUAUGUGCCACAUGCAGCAUGGUAUGUGUCUCAUGCAGCAUGGUAUGUGUCUCAUGCAGCAUUGUAUGUGUCACAUGCAGUAUGGUAUGUGUCUCAUGCAGCAUUGUAUGUGUCUCAUGCAGUAUGGUAUGUAUCUCAUGCAGCAUGGUAUGUGUCUCAUGCAGCAUGGUAUGCGUCUCAUGCAGCAUGGUAUGUGUCUCAUGCAGCAUGGUAUGUCUCAUUCAGCAUGGUAUGUGUCUCAUGCAGCAUGGUAUGUGUCUCAUGCAGCAUGGUAUGUCUCAUGCAGCAUGGUAUGUGUCUCAUGCAGCAUGGUAUGUGUCUCAUGCAGCAUGGUAUGUGUCUCAUGCAGCAUGGUAUGUGUCAUGCAGCAUGGUAUGUGUCUCAUGCAGCAUGGUGUGUGUCUCAUGCAGCAUGGUAUGUGUCUUAUGCAGCAUAGUAUGUGUCUCAUGCAGCAUGGUAUGCGUCUCAUGCAGCAUGGUAUGUAUCUCAUGCAGCAUAGUAUGUGUCACAUGCAGCAUGGUGUCUCAUGCAGCAUGGUAUGCGUUUCAUGCAGCAUGGUAUGUGUCUCAUGCAGCAUAGUGUGUGUCACAUGCAGCAUGGUGUCUCAUGCAGCAUGGUAUGCGUCUCAUGCAGCAUGAUAUGUGUCUCAUACAGCAUAGUAUGUGUCACAUGCAGCAUGGUGUCUCAUGCAGCAUGGUAUGUGUCUCAUACAGCAUAGGAUGUGUCUCAUGCAGCAUGGCGUCUCAUGCAGCAUGGUGUCUCAUGCAGCAUGGUAUGCGUCUCAUGCAGCAUGGUAUGCGUCUCAUGCAGCAUGGUAUGUGUCUCAUGCGGCAUAGUAUGUGCCACAUGCAGCAUGGUGUCUCAUGCAGCAUGGUAUGUGUCUCAUACAGCAUAGUAUGUGUCUCAUGCAGCACGGUGUCUCAUGCAGCAUGGUAUGUGUCUCAUGCAGCAUGGUAUAUGUCUUAUGCAGCAUGGUGUCUCAUGCAGCAUGGUAUGCGUCUCAUGCAGCAUUGUGUCUCAUGCAGCGUGGUAUGUGUCAGAUGCAGCAUGGUGUCUCAUGCAGCAUGGUAUGUGUCUCAUGCAGCAUGGUAUGUGUCUCAUGCAGCAUGGUGUCUCAUACAGCAUGGUAUGUGUCUCAUGCAGCAUUGGGUCUCAUGCAGCAUAGUAUGUGUCACAUGCAGCAUGGUAUGUGUCUCAUGCAGCAUGGUAUGUGUCUCAUGCAGCAUGGUAUGUGUCUCAUGCAGCAUGGUGUCUCAUGCAGCAUGGUGUCUCAUGCAGCAUGGUAUGUGUCUCAUGCAGCAUAGUAUGUGUCACAUGCAGCAUGGUAUGUGUCUCAUGCAGCAUGGUAUGUGUCUCAAUCAGCAUGGUAUGUGUUUCAUGCAGCAUGGUGUCUCAUGCAGCAUGGUAUGUGUCUCAUGCCGCAUGGUGUGUGUCUCAUACAGCAUGGUAUGUGUCUCAUGCAGCAUGGUAUGUGUCUCAUGCAGCAUGGUGUCUCAUGCAGCAUGGUAUGUGUCUCAUGCAGCAUGGUAUGUGUCUCAUGCAGCAUGGUAUGUGUCACAUGCAGCAUGGUAUGUGUCACAUGCAGCAUGGUAUGUGUCUCAUGCAGCAUGGUAUGUGUCACUUGCAGCAUGGUAUGUGUCACAUGCAGCAUGGUAUGUGUCUCAUGCAGCAUGGUAUGCAGUCCAGUUAACAACCACUACUUGGAGAGAAUAAGACACUUUUAAUAUUUUAUAACAUUAAGGAAAUAUUAAAAUAGUAUAAAAUGCAGAAUACUGUGGAACCUUGGUUGUCGAUCUUAUUCAUUCCAGAUGUCGGUUCGACAACCAGAAAGGUCGACAACCAAACCAAUAUUUCCCAUAAAGAAUAAUGUAAAUAGAAUUAAUCUGUUCCAGACCAAAAAUGACAAUAUAAUUUAUUAAUAAUAACGUACUAAUUACUAAAUAAAACAAUAUGUAAAAUUAACCAGCACUAGGAAACUGUAUAAAUGAAUACUAAAUGAAAAUUUAACUGAAUAAAAGUAGCUUGAAACUGAGGUCAAAGUAGCAGAAAUAUUCGAUUUUUUGCCAUUGUUCAAGAGUCAACAAAUCACAUCACGUGUCCAAUACACGUCAACUGGUGGGUCUGAUAUGUAUUCACGAAUGCGCUGAUGUUAUUUAUACAAUUAUAACAGUUAUGAGAAGUCUGAAUAACAGUAAAUCUUUUAUUUUUUGUGUGAGUAAAAAAUCAAAAUGAAAAGCAAGCGUAAUGUAAGAGGGGCCUGGAGAUACACAUAACAUGUUAUUUUAGUGCCAGGAAUGUCUGCAUUGUUUAUGCUCUGCCCUGUUUUGAAAUUGGCAUUUCUUGAAUUUUGUGUGAAAUUGGCCAAAUUAGAAAUUUCAUCUCACUUUAUUGGGCAGUUGAAAUAGGUAAAUGGGCAGUUUCUUGUAUUCAACCGAUAAAAUAAAAGUAAUUCUAGUGAAAAAACUCUGAGUUUUGUCGACGGGAACAAUGAAAUUGGCCCCAAAUAGAUCUCAAAGUGGGCGAAAUCACCGAUGCAUAAAUGUCGCUGAGACAGCUAACUUUGCGAUAGUGUAAUUCCAUAAUUUUUCCAUAAAAUUUCGUCCUUUUCGUUUCGUUGCCUUCACAAGAUGCACAGCAAGAGCUCAAGAGAUGUUUACAGCAUGCGUGUUAGUCGCUAUACUGACAGAGACCCACCCUGUGGACUCUGGUGAUAACGUGAUCUGAGCAUUGUUGGUCGACAACCGAGACCACUUACUAAAACCAGGACCGAAAAUCCUUGCUCGGUAACCGAUUUGUUAGACAACCAGUUUGUUCGACAAUUGAGGUUCCAUUGUAUAACCCAAUUUGCAUUUACCUGAAAUAACUCAAAAACCAAAAUCUUCCUGAUGUUAUCAAGCAAUUAUUAUUAAAUAUUAGCCGGUAUUCUCCCGGCCCGGGCCUUUUCCAAGUGGUGGCCCGGCCUUGGCUCCCUCUGUAGGGAGUGUCUGAGACCUAAGUCUCCCAUGGGAGGAGGCACAAGUACCUCCUCAUCUUUGGGACCAACUGUCCCCAGGCCUAGCCACAAGCUAGGCCUCUCUGGUCUGCCAUCCCCGCCCCAAGGGAGCAAAUGGGAAUGACAGUCCUAUGAGCUAAAGGCUCGGGCUCAGGCACCUACCCUACCCUAGAAGGGUUAGGCAUGGUGUCGAUCUAUCAAGCAAGUAAAUUAUCACUUCUUGUGUGUAAUUUAAUUUCAAGAAAUGAAUAUAAAGGUGAAUCAAUAUUUGCGGCACACAAAGCAAUAAAUAACAUAAGUGAUGGCAAUUAUAUGUUUAUCUACAGUUUAUGUCUGAUAUUAGUGGUAUUAUGUGCCAAAUAAUUUGGUAUUAUAUUUAGCUAUUAACAAAGGAAUUUUAUAUACUUUUUAACAUAUAGAUUUUAAUUAUGUGUACUGUUUAAUUUUUAAUUUAAAGAAUAAAACAAUAUUAUUUA